Molecule: messenger RNA, 1090 nt
Organism: Anoplophora glabripennis (Asian longhorned beetle)
Lineage: Eukaryota; Metazoa; Arthropoda; Insecta; Coleoptera; Cerambycidae
Product: platelet-activating factor acetylhydrolase IB subunit beta homolog
Exons: 4
Coding region: 126-803 (225 amino acids)
Source: RefSeq, a predicted model, not a curated record
UUCAGGGAGCAGAUUUACGCUUCAUUUGCUCAUUUGAUUUGUCAAGAAUGUCAUUUCGUAUAUAAUAGCUCAAAUAUUAUCAAUUUUUCUAAUUUAAAAGUUUUUUUUAUACAUAUAUUAACACAAUGAAUACUUGCAAAAUACCAGUCCCUGUAGAUGAUGGCGAUGGAGACCAUAGAUGGAUUAGCAUUCACAACCGCUUUCUUUCCGAGACUAGAGAAAAAGAUGCGGACGUUAUUUUUAUAGGCGAUUCAAUAGUUCAAGCUCUUCAGCAUACUGAUGUUUGGAAUGAAUUAUUUGCACCCCUACAUUGUCUAAACUUUGGUAUACAUAGAGAUAAAAUUGAAAAUGUGUUAUGGAGAAUUCAGAAUGGAGAACUUGACAAUAUAAAGCCUAGAGUAAUAGUUGUACAUGUAGGUACAAACAAUCAUACUAACACCCCAGAAGAAAUUAAAGAUGGUAUAAUAGAGAUAAUAAAUCUUAUUAGAGAAAAACAUCCAGAUGUAUAUUUAGUUGUACCAACCCUUUUGCCUAGAGGCCAACAUCCAAAUUCAGUAAGGGACAAAAUAUCACAAGUGAAUGAGCUCCUCAAAUUAAAUUUAGAAGGCCUACCAAAAGUAGAAUUGGUAGCAAUUGAUAAAGGGUUUAUACAACCUGACGGAACGAUUAGUCACCAUGAUAUGCAUGAUUACUUAUUAUUAACAAAUGCUGGUAGUAAAAAGGCUUUCGAACCUGUUCAUGAGUUGCUGUUGCAACUAUUAAAUGAAGGUGAAACUGAAAAGGAUCUCACUCCAUCGGAAUAACAAUUUAAUUUUAGCUGUUUCGAAUAUUUUUUACCAAAGGUUACUUCACUGAAACUACUCAGGCCCAUGCCUUUAAUUUUUGCAUUAGUGAUAUUUAUUUACUGCUAAGAACCAAAUUUACAUGAAUGCAAUAUCAAUGAAUGCAAUGUCAAUUUGUUAAAACAUUUAUAUAUUUUUGUGCUUAACGAAUCGUGAUACAUAAGACUAAAAGUUAUAUUUGAUUUGAGUUUUGUUUUUUUACGUUUUCUACAUACAUUCCAAAUUUAUUUAUUGAUUUUUUAAAUUUG